AUGUGGAAGUUGGUUCUAUUUGCUGAGACAGAGGAUGCCUUUAGGAAAGCAUGGGCAAACCUUUGCAAAGAGUUUAAGGACCAACGGCCUAUUCUGAACUACCUGCAUGGAAUAUAUCUACCACUAAGGGAGCAGUGGGCACGUUAUUCUAUUCGCCAGUACCGAAACUUCGGCAUCCGUGUAACCUCAGGGACGGAAUCAAGCAACAACAACAUCAAGGGCUAUCUUCUUAAUGGACUUAGCCACCUAUAUCACUUAGUUAAUGUGAUGCAGGAUAUGCUUAAGGAUCAAGAGGUUCGCUUCAAGCAAGCUUGUGCACAGGAUGAGAUCCUCACAAGCCGUGAGUUUAUAGGGAACAGAUCUGAGUACCUUGGGGAGCUUCGAACAAUACUCUCAUCGCAGUGUCUUGGUUUGAUUACGAAGCAAUACCGUCUGGCAAAGAAGGCUCUACCAACAGGUAGAAAUCCAUUUCCAGCGCCUCUUAGAGACUGCACAGAGGACUGUACUGUCUCUAUAGAGUAUGGUAUCCCAUGCUGCCAUAAGAUCUACUCUAAACUUGUAGAUGGGGUACAGUUUAUGAAGGAUGAGGUUCACCCACGAUGGCGGCUGCGGGAGUCUUCUUCCCAGGAUCCAUAUCGACGGAUCCUUGAUCCGAAGAUUGCAGGAAACCUCCGUGGCAGACCUAAGAACUCAAUGCAGCCAGUCCCAUCAUCCCUAUCAUUAAGGGAUAGCACCCAAUCAAGCAACCAGCUAGCUAGACAAUCACACAGCCAACUACAAAGUCAACAACCUAGCCAAUUAGCAGCAGGGCGCAGGCGUGGCAGACCACCAGGAAGCCGUAAUAGGACCACCUUAGCAAGGCUUACACAAGAGACAGCCAGUAGCCAGGCGCCAACCUCUUCCCAGCGGCAGACACGAAGCCAAGUAACUACUCUUAGUACUGGCCGAUCAACUGGCCUUCGUUCGAAUGGAAGAAGAUUACAGGCAAGCAUCCGUAGGACGAGGAGUCAAUGGGAACUACUUAGUAGUAGUGAUGAGAGUCUCAAACGUUGA
Molecule: messenger RNA, 1053 nt
Organism: Colletotrichum truncatum
Lineage: Eukaryota; Fungi; Ascomycota; Sordariomycetes; Glomerellales; Glomerellaceae
Product: mutator-like element
Biological process (GO): regulation of DNA-templated transcription
Source: RefSeq, a predicted model, not a curated record